This is a messenger RNA of Aspergillus ochraceoroseus IBT 24754, 978 nucleotides long. Its product is annotated as RNA polymerase III-inhibiting protein MAF1. The transcript is spliced from 2 exons. The record is from RefSeq and is a predicted model, not a curated record. NCBI's taxonomy places the organism in Eukaryota, Fungi, Ascomycota, Eurotiomycetes, Eurotiales, Aspergillaceae. The coding region runs from base 1 to 978 and encodes 325 amino acids. Gene Ontology annotation, cellular component: nucleus. Gene Ontology annotation, biological process: negative regulation of transcription by RNA polymerase III. Gene Ontology annotation, molecular function: RNA polymerase III core binding.
AUGAAGUUCCUUCCACUUCCCGAGUUUGAAGACGUGACGAGUUCGUUGAAUUUCGAUACCGCUGAUUGUCAUAUCGUUGGGGGUUGUGACCUUUAUACCACCAAAGCCGCCCGCGCCGAUCGCAAGUUGUACAAGAACAUCGAACAAUCACUAGAGGCCCAAUAUGAGUCGGUUCUCCGCCUGUCGGCUUCCCUAUCUCCUCCGAACGCGUCCCACGCGGCUGCUUCCUUGAAUCUCUCCCGCUCCAGUCCGUUUGGGCCCCUGAGCGAUCAUUCGAGUCGCCGCACCUUUGCCUAUCUGAUCGCCACGCUGAACGCGAGCCACCCUGACUAUGACUUUUCGCAUGUGUUACGCCCGUCGGAUUUCCAUCGUGAGAGGAAUUUGAAGAGAGUAAUGAACACGAUUGACUCCACGCUUUUCAACCUUCGGCCACGUGAAGCCAUUGAUCUGACACCACCAUCCCCAUCCACCGUUUCCGGAUCAUACAAUGCAGAAGCGUCCUCUACGUGGGGUCAAAGGAUGUGGAAGAUCAUGGACGAGCAAAUGUCUUUGAAGGAGUGUUCUAUUUACUCCUACUCACCGGAGGAGGACCCGUCCGAUGCCGACGACGGCGCAAUUUGGAGCCUUCAUUACUUCUUUUUCAAUCGUCUGCGGAAGCGUGUUUGCUAUAUCUAUAUCAGAGCUAUCCCUAUUCUCAGUCACACACCGAGCGAGGGCGUCGCUACGCCAACGACGAAGAGAACGUUCGACGACGGAUAUCUGACCCCUAAUAUCAGCUCGAGCAAGCGGACUCGCUACUGGUUUGGCGAACAUGCUGAGCUUGAUGAGAGUGAGAGUGAUGAGGAGCACAAAUCGAAACGACCCGUGGAUGAGUUCGAUCACUAUAUCAUGAGUGAUGAGGAAUUCCGAUCUCGGUCCGGUAGCAAAGGCACCGUUCGCGCCAUGAGUGAGGAGAUUGCGGACUCGAUGGAGGUUUGA